Melospiza georgiana is the source of this 639-nucleotide messenger RNA. Its product is annotated as olfactory receptor 14J1-like. Gene Ontology annotation, cellular component: membrane. The record is from RefSeq and is a predicted model, not a curated record. The transcript is spliced from 2 exons. The annotation marks the transcript as partial. Lineage: Eukaryota; Metazoa; Chordata; Aves; Passeriformes; Passerellidae. Gene Ontology annotation, molecular function: olfactory receptor activity. Gene Ontology annotation, biological process: G protein-coupled receptor signaling pathway.
CUGCACUACGGGACCCUCCUGGGCAGCAGAGCUUGUGCCCACAUGGCAGCAGCUGCCUGGGCCAGUGCCUUUCUCAAUGCUCUGCUGCACACAGCCAAUACAUUUUCCCUGCCCCUGUGCCAUGGCAAUGCCCUGGGCCAGUUCUUCUGUGAAAUCCCACACAUCCUCACACUCUCCUGCUCCAAAUCCUACCUCAGGGAGCUUGGGCUUCUGGAUGUAAGUGUCUGUGUAGGCUCAAGCUGUUUUGUGUUCAUUGUUUUCUCCUAUGUGCAGAUUUUCAGGGCUGUGCUAAGGAUCCCCUCUGAGCAGGGACGGCACAAAGCCUUUUCCACCUGCCUCCCUCACCUGGCUGUGCUCUCCCUGUUUGUCAGCACUGGUGUAUUUACCUAUCUGAAGCCCCGCUCCAUGUCCUCCCCAUCCCUGGAUCUGGCCCUGUCAGUUCUGUAUUCAGUGGUGCCUCCAAAUGAUGAAUUUGAAGUUUUAGUUGAUAACGGAGCAGACAAGUCAUGUGUGACUAAAAUACCAACAGGAAUCACAGUCGGUAAAAAGGUCUGCAAAGUACGAGGGGCCAAAGGAGAAUCAUUGGAGGCCCAGAUUAUAGAAGAUGUAGAAAUUAGAGGAAAUUCAAGAGAGUGUUGA